Myotis daubentonii (Daubenton's bat) is the source of this 5959-nucleotide messenger RNA. RefSeq names its product APC membrane recruitment protein 3 (gene AMER3). Gene Ontology annotation, molecular function: phosphatidylinositol-4,5-bisphosphate binding; beta-catenin binding. NCBI's taxonomy places the organism in Eukaryota, Metazoa, Chordata, Mammalia, Chiroptera, Vespertilionidae. Gene Ontology annotation, cellular component: plasma membrane. Gene Ontology annotation, biological process: regulation of canonical Wnt signaling pathway. The record is from RefSeq and is a predicted model, not a curated record.
AUGGAGCUGAAGAGAGGGAAGACUUUCAUCAAAUCCAGCUUUCACAUUUCUCAUGAGAAGUCCCCAGGUCCAGCAGCAACUGCCCCAGCCUGGGACAAUGCAGACCCCUGGUCAGUCUCACCUGGAGGGCAGCAGCAGAUUCAUGGUGAAAGAGGCCCCCAAGCCAGUCCUAAUACCCACGGAUAUAACAUAUACUCCAAAAAGGGAGCACAGCCAGAGCCUGAGGGUGGUGCCACAGACCUCUGUGGUGCCACCUUCAAAUUGGUAUGGAAGAGCAAGACUCACAACAGUGUGUCUGGGGCUAGCAGGAUGGUCGCAGCCACAAGGCAACUGGUAGGCAGCACGAACUUCCCAGGGCCCUCUGGCAGCCAGCGCAUUAUUGAUUACCGCCACUUUGUGCCCCAAAUGCCUUUUGUGCCAGCCGUGGCUAAGAGCAUCCCAAGGAAGAGGAUUUCCCUGAAACGACCCAAGAAGUGCUUUCAGAACCUAUUCCACAUUCGUAGAAACAAGACUGAGAACUUGGCUUCACUGGCAACCAGGGGGAAAAGCCUGCCUUCCCCCAGAAUCCCAUCAGAGGCUGGAGGGCAGCGAGGCAAAGCCUUUUUCCCCUUGGGUGAGGGACUGGGACUGGAUGGCUUGUGCCAGGACCUAUCUGACAGUGAGUUCCUGCCUGACUCCUCUUUCGACUUCUGCAGGGCCCUGUGUGAGGACGUGGCUUCACUUAAGAGCUUUGACUCACUCACAGGCUGCGGGGAGAUCUUUGCAGAUGAAUGCUCAGUGCCAUUCCUGGACCUGAAUGAGGGCUUGGAGAGCUCAGCCAAGUCAUCGCAGGCCCUUGAGAGCAAGGUUUCUAGUGGCCCCUUCCAGGGCAGCAUGGAGAAGCUGGUGUCUCCUGCCCAGGAUGACAUGUCUGACUUUGCCAAGUUCUGGGAUAGUGUGAAUCACUCUGUGAGGCAACAACAGCACACCCAACUGAGCCCAUGGCUGGAUGGUCCUCAGGGAACAGAUACAGCCCAGCCUGGGCUUGAUUCAGCUGGGCUCGUUGAGUUCCCUCUGUGUCCCUGCAGGGACCUCUUCAGUGGCUCCAAAGCCAGCUCCAUAAACACAGGCACCACCAGGAGCGAGCAGCCAGAAUCUGUGUCCACAAGUGACGAGGGCUACUACGAUGCCUUUUCAUCUAGCCUCAAGGAGGAUAGGAAGGAAGCCAUGAGCCCAGGCACCCCUGCAGCUGCCUUCCCUCGGGAGAGCUAUAGUGGAGAUGCCCUCUAUGAGCUUUUCUGUGACCCUAGUGAGGGCCCUGUUGGCCUUGAUGAUGACCUGUGCGUGUCUGAGAGUCUCUCAGAGCCAGCACUGGGAAUGCCACUGUCUAUUUGCAGCUUCCACAUGGGGGCAGAGGAGGACUUGGCCUCGGGACCAAGCCCAGACCUGCUCAGCCAGGGUUUCUUGCAGAGCUCCUGGAAGGGCAAGGAGUGCCUGCUGAAGCUCUGUGACACUGAACUCACCAUCACCAUGGGUAUUAUCAACUGGCUUCGCCGUAGUCCUGAGCUCCAUGCUCCUCCUAUCUCAACCCCUGGGGAUCCUGCAACCCCAUUCAGGGGAUUGGUGGAGAAUCUGGGAGCUGGCUCUGAGAAGAAAGGUCCAAGUCUAGUGAAGCUGGAGGUCAGGGGGGCCCACGCCUCAGAUGCAGGUGGGAUCACAGUAAGCUCAAGACCUAGUAGGCAGGAGCUGUGGGCACAUUUGGGUACCAAGAGCCUGCUUGCUGGAGAGAGCAAGGUUUUAGCACGGCCUGAGCAGGAGACCAGCUCUCUGUCCAGGGAUUCAUCUCUGAAGUGUGUGCAGGUCUCAGGGGAAGAAGGGACACGAGGUUGCCACGAAGGUUUGUUCUCCUCUUUGGGAUCCGCAAUCUCCAUGGUGACAGGCACUUCUAGCCAAAACAAGAUCAAAAAUAAGAUCAUAAACCCCUUCGCCUGGCCCCACUCCCAGGAGCUAAGGGCACCUGGAAAGAUGGGGUGUUUUCGAGAUCAGCAAAGGCCAGGUCUUAGGGAAAGUACUCUGGAUACAGAGCCCUCCCUGAAAGAUUGUGUGGCCGAGUUUGCAGCCCUACAGAUCCACCCAGACUGCAAGCCUUAUUCUGUGCAACCCCCAAGGCAGGACACAAGCAGUAGGCUCUGUAGGCAGCCUCAGGCCAGGGACAUUACCAUUUCACAGCAGAAACAGUCUAACAGCUUUCCUGGAGUGGCUGCCAUCUGUAGCCUGCCCUCCUUGACCAGCCCACUCCACAGCCCACAGGAUCAGAAGUGCCCAGGCCUUUUCCUGGACAUAAGCCAGCUCAGGAUGGGGCUCACCAGGCUGGAUGCCCAGGCCCAUGCCUCAGUGGAGGAGCAGUACUUGUAGCUCAGCUUGAAGGCCAGGAAGCAGGUGGCACCUAGGGAUCAGUUGAACUUAUAGUACUCUUGGCCCUGCUAUCUGGCUGAGCCCCUGGGGCUACCUGUCAGGACUCAUGAGCCUCACUUCAUCACAGCCAACAUGAGAGGGUUUCCUCUGCAAAUACCCAGAAAGUUGCUGCAGCUUUCUGACUCACAGUAGAAGCCCCCAGGUCAGCCAACGUGAAACUCCCACUGCAGGAUGGCCUUGUAGUCACCAGAAGCUGCAUCUUUGUGGCCACAUUCAAGAGAACCUAAGACCAAAAUCUCCAUCUUUUGUCCUUGAUAUGAGAACUGUGUUUGAGGAAGAUGGGUUGGCAGGACUCAGGCAAGUAGGGCAGGGCAUUUUAUUGUGAAGGCAGAACCAACAAGCUCAUCCAGACCAGGUACUGACAGCCUAAGACCAAGGAAAGCUGGGAAGUUGCCAGCACUUUCAAAAUGUGCCUCACUGAUUUCCUACAAGGAAAUAAAGAGUCUAUUCCCACUGUUGGCUGUGAAGUGGCUACCCCUGGCUGUUCCUUAUAUAGCAUGCCAGAGUGGAGCUCAGGCUUGAAACUGAUGGGAAGGAAACAUCCAUAUUGUGAAUGGGAAGUGGAGGAGCCAAUAAGUUUGCAUAAGGGUUGAGAAUAAUAAAUGAGUGAGUGUGGGGUCCAAGACUCAGAUGUGGGACAUUGAGAGUUGGUGACAGGCAAGAUACAGGGCCACAGAUGAGCUUUGGAGUACCCUCUGAUCUCUCCCCAGCCUGCUCUCUGCCCCUAGGACAAGCAGCCAUGAAGUACUGGGAGCCUGAAAGGACUUUUCUGUGUGAAUAAGAAGGACCAGCUUCAUCUCAGCAAGAGCCUUGAACAAACAGACACCAUAUAUUACUGUGCAAUAUAGCCACCUGCCUCUGGCCAAAAAUCGUCCCAUAAAAACAAUAAUUUCCCCCAACUUGCAUUCUUUAAUGGGAGCCAUGGACAGCAUAAUGUUUAGAAAGAACUGAUUGAUUCUCCACAUCUCUUUCACUUGGGCCCUCUAAAUCAGGGGUCCUCAAACUACGGCCCGCAGGCCACAUGCAAAUACAAAUAUUGUAUUUGUUCCCGGUUUGGUUUUUUACUUCAAAAUAAGAUAUGUGCAGUGUGCAUAGGACUUUGUUCAUAGUUUUUUUUUUAAACUAUAGUCCGGCCCUCCAAUGGUCUGAGGGACAGUGAACUGGCCCCGUUUAAAAAUUUUGAGGACUCCUGCUCUAAAUCAUCAGCAUCCUUGCCUCCCCCUUCAGGAAAACUUACCUUUAAAUGGGGGCUGGACCUCUGUCAUCCCCCUUCUCCCAAAGCCACAACACAUCCAUAGCACCAGGAAUUUAGAGUAGGGAAAGAAAAGAUGACCCAUGUCCUCAGGAAGAAGAGGCAUCCAUUCUGCCCAGUGUUGGGACAUGAGGUGUAAUGACAGAUUGCCCAUCAAGGUUCUCUGUGAUUAGACCCCACCUUGCUGACACACCGCAGUGAGGCAUGAAGGAUGGAAUGCCACAGGCUGCCUAUACCAUUAUUUCUACAGGAAAGGUCAGCACAGAAAAGAGGUAGGUCAGAUAUGGGGUGGAAUUCCACACUGAGGUAUGCAGUCUGACAGCUGACCACAAGCUGUGUCUCUCCUGAUUGUCUGAGGCUUUGUUUCAGGCGAGAAAAUGCUCUGCAGCCCUCAGUAAAAACUGCUUGCUGGGGCUGACUGUGCACAGGACACAGGUGGCACGUUUUAGGCUCUAAAACUUAUAUCAAGGUUCCUGAGUAGGUCCAUCCAAACCUGAACACUGAGGAACGUCAGGAAGGUCAGCCUUCCUGGGAAGCCACAAUGAUCCCUUCUCUUGGGCCUGCCACAGAUGACCCCAACAGUGUUAUUGGGCCUGGCUGCAUUAAUAAUGAAUCCUUCACCUCGUCCCUGAAUCAGCCUAAGUUCAGUUGUCAUCCUCAAUGCUCAGACAUGGAAAUCAAGGACAGAGUGCUGAUGUGACUUGCCCCUGGAUGCACAUGGCUAGUGAGUUGGGUUAAUGGGAUUUGAGUCCCAACCACUGGCUCCAAAGUCCAGCUCUUCACCAAACUCCAGAACUAUUCCCACUGAGUUCUUGCAGUGAAUGUCUCAUUCUUCUCUCUCUCUCUCUCUCUCUCUCUCUCUCUCUCUCUCUCUCUCUCUCUCAUCUAAAGUUUGUCUCCUUUUUCCCCGCUUGACCCCCCUGCCCCAGCCAUUCCCAACCUAGGCAAGCCCCCACUGCCCUAGUGUCUGUGUCCAUUGAUUAUGCUAAUAUACAUGCAUACAAGUCCUUUGGUUGCUCUCUAGCCCCGCCCGCCCACCUCCCCUGCCAUUUUUCUCUGGACCUAAUUUUGUUCAUCAAAUUAUGUUGAUCAUUAUAGCCCACAUAUGAGUGAGAUCAUGUGAUAUUGAAUGUCUCUUUCAAAGCCUUCACUUCUCCUUUCUUCAAGGGCACAGAUGUCUGAGCACCCUCUGAGUGCCAGCCUUGUGUCUCCCUGUAAUUAGGCUUAAAACUCCAGGGACAAGGAAUGCCUCUCACUCUCAGUCAUAGCCCUGUCACUUUGUACUGCACCUGAGCAAAGCAGGUAUCCAGUAAAUAGUUGUAGAAAGAAUGAAAUAUCAAAAGGCUGCAUAUGAUUUUCUGACUUCUUAUUGAUCGCGAGGCAUGUGUCUGGAGAGUAGCCCAGUUAAGGUUUUACCUUGGCAGAAAUACUAAUGGAGCAUUUCCUUAAAAUCACACUGACUGGGGGACGGGGGAGGUAGAGUGGAACACAGCCAGCCAAAACCACUGGGAGGACAGGAACCAAGGUGGUUCAGGCAUGGUCAGGAGGGGGCUAUGCCUUGCUAUGCAGUGACCCAUAGUAUGGCAACAGAAAUAAGGAACUAGGGUGGUGCCUACACUGGCCCAGUGUAUCUCAAUCUGGGGAGCAUCUUAGACUAGUAUGGCACCAUGGAGAUUCUUGUUCUCAGAAAUCUGGGGGGAGGUCCUAGCAGUAGCCUGCUAGGCACCUUGCUGGAAGAAUGGGGGAAAGUGUGACCUUUCUCUUGUGUGCACUAAAUCCAAGUCUCCUCAAUCCAUCUCUCUCUUCACACCCCAUCCCUCAGAUUGCCCUCCCCAGCAAGAGAGGCCCAGGCAGCACUAGUCUGACUGGCAUCUGUAGGCCUCAAGGAUAUCUUUAAGGUGACCCACUAAGGGGAAACAGGGGAGCUUUGGAACCAGUUUCUAGGAUAGGCACCUAGUCUAAUUCUGGAAGUGGAAGAGGCCUAGACAAGGCAUUUUCAUAACUCUGGUCAUUUCUAACCCUCUCAUUCACUCAUGGUUGUAGAGGUUAUAGGAGGUUUGAGGUUUUGUACCUGGUGAAGUGCAUUCUACAAAGUAGGUCCAGUUUUCCCCAGCUCACAGCUGUUCCACAGAGCCCAAGUGACUAACCCAGGGUCACACAGUGGUAAGUUGGGAGCUGGGGUUCAACCUGUGUUCUGUGCCUUCCAACCUUUCACCAUUGCACUAGGAACUUGGAGAUGCUUGAAAGGAGCCA